Epinephelus fuscoguttatus (brown-marbled grouper) is the source of this 5662-nucleotide messenger RNA. RefSeq names its product phosphoinositide-3-kinase adaptor protein 1 (gene pik3ap1). Gene Ontology annotation, cellular component: cytosol. The coding region runs from base 2370 to 4961 and encodes 863 amino acids. The record is from RefSeq and is a predicted model, not a curated record. Gene Ontology annotation, molecular function: phosphatidylinositol 3-kinase regulatory subunit binding; signaling receptor binding. NCBI's taxonomy places the organism in Eukaryota, Metazoa, Chordata, Actinopteri, Perciformes, Serranidae. The transcript has 17 exons.
UAUCAGAACAGUGAAUACAGUACACUAUAUAGUAAAUAGAGACACAGAUAUAGUACAUUCUCCCUCCCAAAGCAACAAGAACAAAAAAUAAAUCCAAAAAUUCUAUACAAAUACUCCAUGAAUGAGUUAAGUUCUUGUCUUUUCCUUUAACAAUGUUUCCAACUCUCCAAAGCUGCAUCCACAUUCCUAUAGAUGGUUAUGUCCAUAUUCUUCCAGCAGAGCGGAAUCAUCCUCCUGGCCUGCAGAAGUUGCAAAACAGUUGUCCUCUGUCGAUGUGGCACGGGGAUGUUGUCUUUAGUUCAGUCUUCCACACCAACUUUAUCUUAAGCUGAGGAGAAAGAGCUGGUGUUUGAAAUUGUUUUGUUUUUUUCCAGUGGAGUCCCUGCCAAGUAAAAAAUGCUAACUCCCUGUUGUUAGAUUUAUGUUGUUGAGUCUCUCUAACUAAAAUAGUGCAUUUAAGUAAUUCUUUUUACCCUAAGUAUGAUGGGAUAUUACUGUUUAAGUAUCUUACCAUGCCUGUUUAGACGUACCUGCCUUGUAGUGGCUGCUUUCUUGCAAUAGUUGUCUGCAUAGUAACCAGUGAUGGAGACAGUCUGUUGGCUAAUGAAAGUGAUUGUCUGCUGCCCUCUAGUGGUUGCAUUAGUAAAAUGCCAUGUGGUGUUGCAAUCAGUUGUUACACAUUAGGGGAGAAAUUCUUGGGGAAACUGAAACUUCACAUCUGUAGUAAUAGUGACGCCAUGCAGAUGAUUCAUUCAGCUUUUGUAAUGUAAGAAAUACACUGUGUGUGCUUGUACUGUAUAUGUGUGUGUGUGUGUGUGUGUGUGUGUGUGAUAAUGUUCAGUCAAUAUUUGAGCACGCAAACAACCCUUUACUUAAUGUAGAUCCAUAAUAAUAACUGUGAUGUUAUUACAAGUUUCAUCCUAAACUUUUGCACAGCAUGAAGCCAAAAAAAUAUGCUUGCUUAUAUGCAUUUAUAAAACAUAUCAAAGGAACAAUUCAACCCAAAAUCAAAAAUACAUAUCUGUCUUCUUACCUAUAAUAUAUUUAUCAGUCUAGAUUAUUUUGGUGAGAGAUAUCAUCCAUAAAGAUGUCCUGCCUUCUCUUGGUUAUAUUUGACCUAGAUGGCUCUUUCCAGAAAUCAUGAACUCAAGAUAUCCCAGAGACCUUGUUGCAAGUGGUUUAAUGUUGGACUGUUUUCUUUCUACCAAACUACACCAGCCAACCGUCUACUCAUGGAUGAGAGGGGCGAGAUAUAAAUAUGAAUGGCUUCCUCUUCAGCUGAGCUGUUAUAUUAGGUAGUUCAUUGGUAUUAGGAUGUGGUAGCUGUAAAUAUACACUUCCCCUUGGUCUGUGGAUAGUGACCGGGUCAUGAUGCUGUUGGGUUUUUCCAAAUCUGUUUUUUUUUUUUUGUUUUUGUUUUUUUUGGAGCACAACAAGCCAAGUGCCACCUAGUAUCAUUAUAAUGAAGAGAAGGUAGACAUCUCUACGGCCGAUUUCCCCAACACUUUGCAACUCACACCAAAACAAUCUAGAUAGAUUUUGGGGUGAACUGUUUGUUUAAGUUUUACAAUGACCAAAAAGUGUAUCAGCAUGUUUAAAGUCGGUUUUAUUGCCCAUAAAUGUAUAGAUAUGUUAGUUUAACAUUAACUUUUACAUCAGAACAUCUAUGGUAGUUUUAAGGUAGGGAGGUAACAUGACCACUGUGUCACUGUUUUAAAAUAAGAAUGUUUUUAAAUUUGAGAUAGAAUCUUACAGUAUCUCUGAAUAUGAAACUCUCCAGACUCACUGCACCUUGUUAAGGAAGUGAAAAAACGGAAGAAGCAUAUGACUCACACAGCAGGUGAACUGUAUUUGCGUGUGUUUGUGUGUGUGUGUGUGUGCGUGCGCAGUAUUUUUUGAGAACAGAGAGCAAAAGUGUAUUAAAAGUGCUCCUACGUAAAAUAGAAGAGGCUUUGUGUUAUCUGUUUUCGGUGCCAGGGUCUGUGCCUGCCAUGUCUCACAAUAAACACUAACACUUCCUUCUUUUUAUUUCUUAAAUUUUUCUUUAUAAUUCUUACAUUUUUGUCCUGCAUAAUCUACUAUCUGAAAAUGACUAAUAAAAAACUUCCAUGGGCAAGUGUAAUCGCAGACAUGUUGCACGACAUGACACCACUGUGCUGCAGUUUCUCACUUCUUCAACUGUUUCAGGAAGUGGGGCAGUGUUACCAAAAUCAGGAAACUAAGCGUUGCUAUUAAUACAACUGAGCAAAGGGCUAUAGCUGAACGCAGAUAGUCUCAGUUGAAGAGCAAAGGAGCUUGAGUAAAGGACAUAUUUGGACAAAGGAUGCUUCUUGUGGGGUGAUUUUGUGCACUUUUGAGGCUUCACAACCAUGGAAGAACCCGUGUCAAGGAUUAAAUCAGGAAAAUCUGAUUCACUUUCAGCACCUGAGCUGUUAAUUCUGCACACGACUGAGGCACAGGAAUGGGCGACAUAUUUGCAGCAGAUCUUGAAAUCCUCCAGAAAAUUCCGCAAAAGGUCUAUUUUGCUGUACGCAGUCGACCCAGCUGAUCAGCACCACGGAUACGACUUUGAAUGUUUCCAAAGCUGCAAGUGCGUUGUGCUGCUCAUCACAGGAGCACUCCUGGACAUGCUGUAUGACCAUGAGCUGGAGGGAGCACUUCACAGACUCCUUUAUCCUCCACAUAGAGUGGUGGCGCUGCUGUGUGGUGUGCCAGAGGAUGAAGUACCGGUGGACUGCUUCGAAGACUGGCCCAGCUGGAGAAAACUCUAUGCUGAGGACGAGCCAGCUCUUUACAUCUCUACCAUUCUGGAGUCCAUCGCUGACAGCAGACAAGUUGAAGCUAAACGUGAGAGUGAAGCUGUAGCAGCAGCAGCAGAGUUUCAGGUCACAGCAGCCUCUCCAACUGAAAAUCCAACCACUGAUAAUACAGAGGAAGUGGAGUCAGAACAGCAACAAGAAACUGUCCUGAAGGGUGAAGAGGCAGUGAGCACAGGGAAUUCAACGAUUGGGGAACUUAGUUCACCCACACAGCUCACCUGUCUUACCGUUCAACCAAACAGAGUUCUGUGCGGGGAUCGUGAGAAACUUUUUAUCAUUUUCACGCAUAAAGUAGAUGAUGGGUCAGUACCUCAGGUGGAGUUUUCACCUGAAAAUGGAGCUGCAAAAAGGGUCCCAGGGACAGUGGAGAAUGAAUACACUAUAAGUGUUGCUGCACCGGAUAUGCCUGCUGGAGUGGUUUCACUCACCAUGUACACUGACCAGUCCUGUGUCAGCCUGAGUCCUGUUACAUAUUAUACAAAUAUGCAAGAAGUCAGUCGCUGUCUUGAAAAUGCUACUGAUCCCGUUAACUUCAUCUGCCAGGCCUUCAACUUGACAUCCAGUGCAAAAGAAUCUCUGGACAAAAUGUUAACUGACUCGCUAAAAUCCAGGAUGCCUGCCACUAGCCUUCAGCUGUUUGGAAUCAGACAGAUUGAAGAAGACAAUAUGGCGACAUAUCAGCGUAACGAGGAGCUUCCCACACUGCUUCACUUUGCUGCUAAGUACGGCCUGAAGAAGCUGACCACCAUUCUCCUUCAGUGUCCCGGGGCUCUGCAGGCUUACAGCGUGAUGAACAAGUCUGGAGACUACCCAAACACGCUCGCGGAGAAGAGUGGCUUCACUGACCUCAGACAGUUCAUGGAUGAAUUUGUUGAGACAGCAGACAUGCUCAAGUGUCACAUUGAGGACUCAAUCAACACAGAGGAGGGAGGAGAAGUGUAUGAGUCGAUGUCAGCUGCCUCUCAAGAUAUCAUGAUGAAGUACUCAGGUUGCUCAGAGGACAUAUAUGAGUCAAUGCUUGGGAUUAAUCCAGAAUGUGCAGAGGACCUAUAUGAGGUGAUGACUGCAGUAGAUGAGAACCCAGAGGAAGCUAUGCUUAGGAAGUUCUUCCAAGCAAAACCACAUGCCAGUGUAAACGAGGGCAACAGUGAGUACCUUAAAAAUGAGGAAGAGGAAAAAGACAGUCAUAAUGACUUAGAUCAAAUUGAAGAAGAGGAGGAUCCAUACGAUAUCUUCCCAGAGGAUAUCUAUGAUACUGUGGAUGCAAAUGGAACCUAUAACCCAAGAAUCCUGAACCGUCCACCAGCCCCCAUCCCCAGACCUGAGCCUGAGUCUGAACCUGAAAAGCCUAUGACCUACAUCUCUAGAGUAUUUUCAGAUAAAGGUACGUCGCAGAAUAAAACAAUGGAAAUGGGAUAUCCUGCAGCUCGGCCUGCGGUGGAUGCCCCCUCUUCUGUUUAUGACCCAUAUGCUGGGAUGAAGACACCUGGACAGAGGCAGCUCAUAUCUCUGCAGGAGAGGGUGAAAGUGGGGGAAAUUACUGUGGAUGAGGCCGUCCAGGAGUUCAAGGCCUGGCAAUUUGACCAUGAACGGAGGUCUAGCUCCAUACGCUAUCAGCAGGAAAAUCUGAAGAAAUUACGAGACAGCAUCACCAGACGUCACAAAGAGAGAGAAAAGUCCGGAAAGGACCUUGAUUACGAGAUAUCUGCUCCGCUGCAGAGGAGCUUGGGCUGGGGUGUGACAUUAGAGUGUGCUGUGUAUGAGCCAGCACCCAGAAUGGUGGCACCACCUCCUCCAGCGACUCAGGUUAUCCAGAGAGGCAGCUGGAAAACAGGCAGCACGUCCAGCACAUCCAGUACUGAGAGCAACAGACUCAGCACUCACAGCACCUUUAGCUACAGCAGUGGGACAGAGCCUGACUUUGAGGACACAAUAGAAAAUCUUCCUCCUCCACCACGACCUCCGCGGCCCUCCGAUGCUCCCCCCAUUACUUCUCCACCUAGAAUUCCUCCACGGAUCCCAGAAAGGGUGCCAGAGAAGAUGCAUGAGCGCUACAUAUCCUGCCCGACGCGAGCACUUCCUCAAAGACCCACUCAGAGACACACAGACGCAGCACCUCCUGUACCUCGCCGCCUGCGGUGAUUGACACAUCGGCUUCUGCUGAAUUUAGAUUAUAAAGUUAUAAGCAUUUUAAUAGAGAUGGAGGAGUUAGGAAGACAGUGUAAACAAACAGGAUUUUGACAAGAUGAAUACUCACACAGAGACAGUUUUUUUUAUUUUGUUUGUUAAUCUUUUAUUGAUUUAUGUAUCAUUGUGUGUGUGUGUGUGGGGGGGGGUCUGUGAUAUUCAGUGUUUAUGCUGUCAUAUGUUUUAUUGUAAAAAUGUGUGAUGUUUUUCACCUGUAAUAUUUCUGUAACAUUUAGAUUUUAUUGUCAUUGUCGUUAAGUAUCCUAACAAGACUUCUUGUACUAUAGGUUUAGAGUACUUUAGUUCUGUUUGUUAUAGGUUUUAAGUGUCAUGUGUUGAAAUAUUGAAAAUGUAUUAUUAUUUGUUACUAUGUUAUUAGAAAUCCUUCCUUUUAUUUUGUAUGUUCAUACUUAAUUGUGGGUUGUUUUGCUAUUGUAUUGUACUUAUUUUACCUCAGAUGAUGUCACCAUUAUACUUUUUGAAGGGCUUACAGUUUGGAGGCAGUAUUUGUAUAUCUUUUUUAAUAGCAAAGAAUUCAUUAAUGGAUGAUCAAAUGAAUGAAUGAAAGCCGUUAGAACGUCAGAUUUGUUGUACAUCAGAUUUUAUGUAGCUUAUUCUUUUCAUAAUGAAAUAUAAACAUAGUUUAUUUGUUUGAA